AUGGCACGACUAAUGCUUACGCCGUCUGCUGAGCGUAGACCUCGAAUGCUCAGUCACUCCGUCAAAAAGCCAGACAGAACGCCUUCAACUUCCAAAAGGCCAUCUUGCUUAAGGAGCAUGAAUCCUACCUGGAAACGUCGCCAGUAUUUUCUCAACCAAAUAUCACACCGUUUCGGUGGUCGCAAGCUCAUUACGCCACCCUUUGACACUGUUGGGUCGAUUGACCUUACAGGGGCGAUCGGCCCUUUGACCUCCGCAUCAUCGAUAACGGACUCUGGAGAGCAGCAUCCAUCUUGGACCGAGGAUGCUGCAACACGUAAAGAUCCUCACGAGGAGCGUGGGACAAAACGGAAAAGCGAAGAAUAUACAUCGGGCUCAACUGAGAUCCGAAGACCUUGGAAGGCAAACUCGCCACCGACUUUGGGAAAAACUUCCGCAGAGCUUCUGGCAGAGUCAAACCGAACAAGUCGUACCGCCCCUUUGAAUGUUGCUGAACGGCCCAGACGCAAUUCUCCUAAUCCGCCGCAGAACCGCGACGAGGAAGGGAAAUAUGAUUGGUUUGAUGUCGAGAAUAUUGAGAACAUGUUUGUAAAUGUCGAGCCAGAGUUCUGUCCACAACCGUCUCCAAUGUGUGGCGUAGAUAAAGAGAAAGAGAGACAACAUCAGACCGCAGCGAUGCGGUACCACAACCAGCUAGAAAUGAAGUGGAAAUUACUCCGAAAGAAGCACAGCCUAUAUUCAUGGUGUCCAGUUCUCAAGAACAUGAUAAGAAAAUUUUGA
Messenger RNA from Penicillium manginii, 780 nucleotides. RefSeq names its product RecQ family helicase MusN. The transcript has 2 exons. The coding region runs from base 1 to 780 and encodes 259 amino acids. The record is from RefSeq and is a predicted model, not a curated record. NCBI's taxonomy places the organism in Eukaryota, Fungi, Ascomycota, Eurotiomycetes, Eurotiales, Aspergillaceae.